GCGGCGCGGUGGCUCCAUUGUGCUCUCGGAGCGGGCGGCAGCGCGAUGGCGCGGGAGGCGGCGGCCCCGGGGUGGCGGGCGCCGCGCCGGACAGGUUGAGCGCAUGAAGAGGCGCGAGCCGAGGGCCGCGGCGGCGAGGGGCCUGGCCGGGUCGCACGGAGAAUUUGCGGGGACAUACACAGAACACGUGAUCAUCUGUAGAUGCGAUGGAUGGAGACCCUCGCCCAUCAAGUCCUGGCAUGCUAGAACCAGAGGGCCUCCCCCGAAGGAGCUUGAGUGAGCCAGAGCAGCUGAGUUGCUCAUGAGCACUGCUGAGGGCUGUCUCCUGCCCCCUGUGCACCUGGACUCCAGGCUGCUUCAAGGCCCAUGAACCCCAUGAACCCCAUGAAAUCGCGCGGUGAUGGUCUGUUCGCGUAUGAGGCGGUGCCUUGGCAGCAGAGUGCCACUCAGCCCGCAGGAUCGCUGUCCGUGGUCACGACCGUUUGGGGCGUGGGCAGCGCGGCACAGAGCCAGGUUUUGGGGAACCCCCUGGGCCCCACAGGGAGCCCCCCCGGAAGCUCCAUGAUGCCCGGCGUGGCAGGCAGCAGCCCUGCCCUCAGUUCUCCGCAGUGCCUUGGACAGCAGGCAUUUGGUGAGGGUGGCACUGGCAAGAGCUUCAUGCAGCAAGGGGUGUACAGUCGUGGGGGCUACCCCGGGGGCCCUGGCUUCACCACUGGGUAUGCAGGUGGCCCGGGGGUGCCAGGGGGUCUGGGCCUCCCCUCACAUGCCACACGGCCUUCCACGGACUUCACUCAGGCAGCAGCAGCUGCAGCUGUGGCUGCAGCUGCCGCCACAGCCACAGCCACAGCCACAGCAACGGUGGCCGCCCUGCAGGAGAAGCAGAGCCAGGAACUGAGCCAGUACGGAGCGAUGGGGGCCGGGCAGGCUUUUAACAGCCAGUUCCUGCAGCACGGAAGUCCUCGGGGGCCCAGUCUCCCAAGCACCAUGAACCCUGCCGGCCUGGGAGGGCUGACGGGGCCCAUGGGCAUGAACCCCACCCGGGCUGCAGGCAUGGCAUCCCUGUACACGGGGCAGCGCCUGCCCCAGCAGGGGUACCCUGGGCCCCCUCAGGCCCAGCCGCUACCCCGACAGGGGGUCAAGAGAGCCUACUCCAAUGAGGUGUACCCAGGGCAGCAAUACCUUCCAGGAGGCCAGUACGCGCCCAACACCACCCAGUAUGCACCUGGCACAGGGCAGCCCCCCGGCCCCUCCUAUUCCGGGCACAGGCUGCCCAUGCAGCAGGGCGUGGGCCCAGCCCUGCCUACCUCCGGCCCUGUGGGGCUGAACUACAAGCCCUCAGAGCAGUUCCAUGGGCAGGGUACCAACUUCAAUGGGACUGCCAGCUACAGCCAGCCUGGCCUGAGUGGGCCUGCCCGGUCCAUCCCUGGCUACGCUAGCUCCCCAGUGUCGGGGAGCCCCACACCGCCCAUGACCCCCAGCGGCAGUAUCCCCUACAUGUCCAGCAGCCAGGACAUCAAGCCUGCCUUCCUGCCCGAGUUCAAGCCCAGCACUGGCUCCUUGCACCCGGCGCCUCCUGGCAGCAGCCCCUGUGACGAGCUGCGGCUGACCUUCCCUGUGCGGGAUGGGGUGGUCCUGGAGCCGUUUCGCCUGCAACACAAUCUCGCUGUUAGCAACCACGCUUUCCAGCUCCGUGAUUCUGUCUACAAGACCCUGAUGCUGAGGCCUGACCUGGAGCUGCAGUUCAAGUGCUACCAUCACGAGGACCGGCAGAUGAACACCAACUGGCCCGCCUCGGUGCAGGUCAGCGUCAAUGCCACCCCACUCACCAUUGAGCGUGGCGACAACAAGACCUCCCACAAGCCGCUGUGCCUGAAGCAUGUGUGCCAGCCAGGCCGCAACACCAUCCAGAUCACCGUCACAGCCUGCUGCUGUUCCCACCUCUUCGUGCUGCAGCUGGUGCACCGGCCAGCUGUCCGCUCGGUGCUGCAGGGCCUCCUCAAGAAGCGUCUCCUGCCUGCUGAGCACUGUGUCACCAAGAUCAAGCGGAACUUCAGCAGUGGUACCAUUCCUGGCACCCCUGGGCCCAACGGAGAGGAUGGGGUAGAGCAGACAGCCAUCAAGGUGUCCCUGAAGUGCCCCAUCACCUUCCGCAGGAUCCAGCUGCCUGCCAGAGGCCACGACUGUCGCCACAUACAGUGCUUUGACCUGGAGUCGUACCUACAGCUCAACUGUGAGCGGGGGACCUGGAGGUGCCCCGUGUGCAACAAGACGGCGUUGCUGGAAGGCCUGGAGGUAGACCAGUACAUGCUGGGCAUCCUCAUUUACAUUCAGAACUCCGACCAUGAGGAGAUCACUAUCGACCCCACGUGCAGCUGGAAACUGGUGCCCAUGAAGCCUGACGUGCCCAUCAAGGAGGAGCUGGAUGGGCCGGUGCUGAAGCGCUGUCGCACCGUGAGCCCCGCCCAUGUGCUUUUGCCCAGUGUGGUAGAGCUGGUGGCCGCCCUAGGCCCUGGCACCACUCCUGGCAACCAUGCCAGCCAUGGUUCCAGCUUCCCAGGACCUGGGGCCUUCCCGGACCCCUUCUCGCCUGCCACACCCAGCACCCCAACCCUCCCCGAGUUUACCCCAGGGCCACCCGCCACCUCCUACCAGUCCGACAUUCCCAGCAGCGUCCUGACAGCAGAGAAGUCAUCCCCCUGCCUCCCAGGCCAGAUGGGGCCAGCAGGUCACCUGGACCCAGCCCACAACCCUGGGCUCCCAGGGUUGAAUGCCAUUGCCCUUGGAGGACCCCCUGGGCACCCACUGCAUCCAAACCCUCCCCCCGCAUCCCGGCAGCCCCUGGGCCCAGUGAGUGCAGCUCCUGUUGGCGAGCUGACCUUUGGUGCUACCACAGGCGUGAUGGGGCUCCCCAUGUCUGGGGCAGGGGAGGCCCCAGAACCGGCCCUGGAUCUGCUCCCGGAACUGGGCAACCCUGAUGAGCUGCUGACCUACCUGGGCCCACCCGGCCUCCCCACAAGUAACAACGACGACCUGCUCUCUCUGUUUGAGAGCAGCUGAAUCUGUACCUGAGACCCCACCUGGCUAGCAGGGCGGGCCCACAGCUGCCACCUCAUGGCCCCUGCAGCCCAGCCCACCUGACAGCCGGUCCUCUCCCACCACCCCAGCCCCUUGGGCCCACCUGGCCCUGAAGCAGGAGGCAGCCCCGCGGCAUCCCUACCUACUACCCCGCAGACUGCCCAUCGGCUGGCUGUGAUGAGAUGCCCAGCCCCACACCCAUCCACAUCCUGCCCCCCCACUGAGCCCAGCCUCUCCUCCUGCCACCCUGCCCAGUCCGCACACCACCAUCCAUGACGUCCAGGCCUCGCCCUGGUCCAUCCAGCCUGCAUCUUGUCGGGCAUUGAUGCUUGUUUCUAUGGCCCCUUGGCCAGCAGAGCCAGCGAGUAGCAGGGCUGUUCGGUCCCAGGGCCUGAGCUCACCAGCCUGCUGUGGGCAUUCCUCUCCCACCUGAAGGUCUGGCUGAGGCUGCAGGGUAGGAGCUCUAAAGCACAACAAUGUACAUAGUGUGGAGACACUGCACCUCCCCACGCUCCCCCUACCCUGUGCAGACAGUGCCAGGAGGGACAGGGGUAGCAAGCUUUGGCUCCACCUACAAAUUCUUCAGCAGGCUCACACCCACCCUCCACCCUGUUCCUGUCUCAAUGGAAGUGAAGGAUCAGUCCCAGUGUUCUCAAAGCCGCCUCUCCCCUGUCCCCCCCCGGGGCCACGCCAGGCUGGGGAGGAGCUGCUGCGUCUGCAGGCCCUGCCCCCUAUGUGCCCAUCUCUAUUAAAGGACUCCCU
Molecule: messenger RNA, 3837 nt
Organism: Manis javanica (Malayan pangolin)
Lineage: Eukaryota; Metazoa; Chordata; Mammalia; Pholidota; Manidae
Gene: ZMIZ2
Product: zinc finger MIZ-type containing 2
Biological process (GO): protein sumoylation; regulation of transcription by RNA polymerase II
Cellular component (GO): chromatin
Molecular function (GO): zinc ion binding; SUMO ligase activity
Source: RefSeq, a predicted model, not a curated record